AUGGGGUUCUCUGGAGUUCUGCCAAUCCUGGUACCAUUCAUCCUCCUGGGGUGUGUCCAGGAAUGUGGGCUGGUGGAGGCUAUAUCUUUCCAUCCCUCGGGGAUGUGUCCCCGAGUCAGAGUAAGAUGUGAAAUAGAAGAAAGAAACCUAUGUACGAAGAGCAGACAAUGUCCAGAGAAGAUGAAGUGUUGCAGGUUUAGCUGUGGAAAAAAAUGUGUAAAUGUCAGACAAGACUAUGAGGUUCUGAAGAACUCUAUGUGUAUCUCAUAG
Eubalaena glacialis (North Atlantic right whale) is the source of this 270-nucleotide messenger RNA. RefSeq names its product WAP four-disulfide core domain 6 (gene WFDC6). The record is from RefSeq and is a predicted model, not a curated record. Gene Ontology annotation, molecular function: peptidase inhibitor activity. Gene Ontology annotation, cellular component: extracellular region. Bases 1 to 270 code for a protein of 89 amino acids. The transcript has 3 exons. Lineage: Eukaryota; Metazoa; Chordata; Mammalia; Artiodactyla; Balaenidae. Gene Ontology annotation, biological process: negative regulation of peptidase activity.